This is a messenger RNA of Protopolystoma xenopodis, 984 nucleotides long. The record is from the annotation of a GenBank genome assembly. Lineage: Eukaryota; Metazoa; Platyhelminthes; Monogenea; Polystomatidea; Polystomatidae.
AUGAUGGACGAAAGCUCAGCACGUUUUCACCCGAAACGAGGGAGGAAUACUCGUGGACUGCGUCAACAUGAAUAUAAUAUAAAAGCUGAACGGCUGCAGUACAACGAUUUUCAUCCGUUCUCAUCUGCUCAAGAUCCUCUUGAACAUACUUUAGUAUCGCCUGCCUAUGGAGUUGACAAUGCCACUGCUGAAUCUCCGAUUGAUUUACAUGAAGAUGCAAUGAUGCCUGAUCCAUUCACGGAUUCUUUGUUACCCCUUUCCACAGUCGAUCUCGCUUCAGCUGGCUCUUCACCCAUAAAAAGAAACUCAAGAUCAGAGGGAUUAUUUCAGAAGACUGGUAUCUCCUCUGGUCCCUUGUCAAUUGCUCCACUCGCUCUACCGCCACCACAACCACCGGUAGCCACUGCAGCCGCUGCAGCUGCCGUUGUUUUUUCUAAUCUCUUCUCCGCCACAUUUCGUAUGCACCAGCCGCAUCCUGGUACUAGCCCAACUAUCCGCUGCUUCCCUCCAGCACUUCCAUCACUAGAUCCACCUCCUAGUCUUCUGCCCGUAGCUCCUCCACCCCACUGGCUCCGAGUUCGCGGCCAGCAUCCACCACCGCCAGCCUUUCCUGGCGAGUUGGCGCGUCAUGCGGCAUCAUUGUUGACCGUCGAUAACGCCCCUCGCUCGGUCUUUCCUUUUUGGCCUUCUGUCCAUUCUGAGACCGACUUCAACCAUACGAAAUCGGACAUAUCUGCUCAAUUUUUGCCAGUCGAAACCCGUUUGCUCAAUGAGGCAUAUGAGAAAAAAUUGGACCCCGACUCGAUGACCAAUGCUUCUGACUCAAUCGACAAAUUGGAAUCGGCUAGAAUGGCCGACUUGCAUGAUACUGCGAACAUGAUUGACACGUCUAUAUCAGAAUCAGCCUUUCCAGAUGAAACGAGCCGGAGUCCGGAUCAUAUUCCAUAUUUUGACUCUGAUCUUAAGCUAGAUGUAACCGGCUAG